AAACAACACAUUUAAUAGAAGAAGAAGAAAGCACUUCCGUCUAAGCCGGAAAAGGCGCCAAAGUCGAAAAGUUGUUUUCUGUGUUGUUAGCAGCGAGAGAGCAGUUGAAAAAAUUAACUUGGAGUUUUUGAGUUUUGUUUUAGUUGUUUGAAUAGGUUUUGACUCUUAUGCCAAAAUGGACCCGACCAGAGAGUUUUUCUCCAAGUUAAGGAAGCUGGCGGUGUCUGUAGAGACGGAAACUGAGAGACUGCAGCGAGCUUUUGAAAACCGAAGAAACGAGGAUGGUGACAGCGAAACAGCAGUCCGAGGGAUGCGAGCAUAUCAUGAGGUGAACAGUGAGGUCAGCAGUUUUAAGAAGCAGCUUCUGGAACAGUUGGCUGAACAAAAACAACGAGAGAACGAGGUUAGCAGCUUCAUUAAGGCCUGUAGAGUGAUGAAGCAGAGGGUCUCUAAAGACAUCCACACAAUCGGUAUGCACCUAGAAAAAUAUGGUUACCAAGCUCCAUGUGAUGCAGAAAACCCAAACAACGCAACAGAUCAAGAAGCAGAAGAGGAUGAAACUAGCUUAGCAGUUGAAAAAGAUGGAAGCCAGGAGGGGGAGGAGGGGAUUAACUUUACAUCGCCUACAAAAGUGAAACAGCCCUUUACUAAUGGGAUGAAAACCCCUCAACUCUCAGAUUUUGGUCUAUCUGAGUUGCAGCUCAAGAGAGCUCUGUGUGGAGCAGACUGGUCCUCUGAAGUUCCUCCUAUGCCGGAGAUGAAUCUCCCGCAGCCCUCGCUCCAAACGCCCGCACCGCCACCUAUGGCCAUGACUCCUAAAUGCGCCCUGCAGAUGGAUGACGAUGAGCUGCAGACGCCACAGAUGCGUGAUUUUGGCAUCUCAGAGAACACCAUGUUUCUGAACAACGACUUCACUAUGGAUCUGUUCCGGAAGAAGGACCUAAAGCCUGAGAGACCUUCACAAGAUAUCCCUGUUCCAUCAGUGAACUCUGUAAUGGAGAGUUUGCAGACAAAAGUUGAUAAUUUGGAGUCCCCAGAGCCGCCUGUGCUCUGUACCCCAGGGUUCAAGAUAAAAAAGUCAAAAGAUCACUGCCUCCUGCCAUCACAAGACGCAAGGAGCCCAGAAUCACCCUGUCACCAUGGAAACCAGCAAACGACCCCUGAAGUACCUGCAUUUCAAACCCCAUAUGUGAACCGUCUGGUCAGCACCAACAAGCCUGGGCCCAUCGACUUGCAAAGUGAUGGCGAUAGCCACCUUUUCAAACUUCAGACGUCUCCUUGUAGCGCAAUAAACAGCUCUAAGCCUCCCUGGGAGUACAAUGAGCCAGAAAUUGCCUUCCGUGGUGUGGAGGACAAGAAGAUGCCAGAGAUGCCCAACUUGGAGUCUUUUUUGGGAAAUUCUCUACAAACUAGAUAUGGGCGAAGCCUGGAGGUUGGAAAGGACACAACCAUCAACAGUCUGGUUCUGGAUGAACCCACCCAGGAGUUCAGCUAUGGAACUCCUCGCAUCAGGACCAACUACCUGGAGCCCAGCACCCCCGAGAUGCCAGACCUCAGCUCCGUUACACAGGAUAUAUGUAAACUUGUGUCCCAGGCUCAGAUGAAAAAAGCUGUCACUGCACCUGUGCACUCACCUGUCAGUUCAGAAAAACACAAACCCAGUGCUACACCUGCAAAGGCUCUGUCUUUAGUUUCACAGAGCGAGUUUCAGACUCUCCCUACCUACCUGAGGCUGAUGACUCUCAGCAGCCUUAACCAAGCCGUCGACAACAUCAACAGAUACACAGCAGAACACCAUGGAGAAACGAAGGAAUUCACGAUGGAAGAUCUGAGAAGGGUCAUCAGUGUGGGAACCAUGGGCUCUGUCUACAUCCUGUGUCUAAAAGAGCUCCAGAGGCUGGAGCAUGUGGAUGGAGUUCUGGAAGCUGCUGUGUAUAAACUGAUAACAGUUACCAAAAUGUGUCCAGCUGGUCAGCUGAAGAUGUAAUCCUUCCUGGGUUUAUAAAAACCUUCUUCUGUACAGUGCAGAAAUACUGACUUUAAUGCAGCAAUAAGAUAGAAAUCAUUCAGAAGUGGAGUCCCAAACCAUCAGAAGUAGCAUGUUUGGUAGCUUUCUGUUCUGUUCAGGAUGAAUGUUUCACCUAUGAUUAAAUGUUUAAUAGAUAGAUGCUGUUUAUUAUAAAAUCAACAUGUUUCUACACAUUAUGAGCUCUUCAGACUAAUAAUACAAAUAUUUAAUAAAACAAGAAUUUUCACUUGUAAUAAAUGAAAUGACUUGGUCCCCCAUGAAA
Girardinichthys multiradiatus is the source of this 2291-nucleotide messenger RNA. RefSeq names its product spindle and kinetochore associated complex subunit 3 (gene ska3). NCBI's taxonomy places the organism in Eukaryota, Metazoa, Chordata, Actinopteri, Cyprinodontiformes, Goodeidae. Gene Ontology annotation, cellular component: spindle microtubule; outer kinetochore. Gene Ontology annotation, biological process: mitotic cell cycle; chromosome segregation. Bases 176 to 1987 code for a protein of 603 amino acids. The record is from RefSeq and is a predicted model, not a curated record. The transcript is spliced from 11 exons.